UAACGCAAGAAAUUUGCUGAUACGAAUUAGUACCUGAUUGAUGAAUUAUAUUAUCCCAUGAAAGUAAUUUAGGUUUUGAGUUGUUCUCUAAAUUUGUUUUUUCGAAUGUUUGCAAGCAAAGAAAAUGCUCCAUUAUUCGCAUCCCCAUGUAAGAAUGCAGUAAGAACAUUCCCUAGAACUGCACCAGCAACGACUUUGUUGACAAUUUAAUUAUAAGUUAGGUUAAAGCUUUCACAGAUAUUCUAUGAAUACUUUUUCUACAAAGUUAAAAUCAAUAAAUUAAUUUUGUAUAGGGCUUUUUUUCAAUUUUUCUCAGCUUGUUAAUCAAAAAAUUUUACGGUUGUAAAAAUGAGCAUCUUGAAUCACAGUGUUAAAAGAAUUAUUUGUUGCAAAAGACUCCACUAUAAGGCAUUUAAUUACCAGUUUCCUGGUAAUCACCAGUUUAAAAUCUCAUAUUGUUUGGCAAGUUGUAGUUUUCUAACCACUCGACAUUUUUCUUGGACUGGAUUUUAUUCAGCUUUAUCUCAAUCAACUCCUGUUUUAUCAUUUCAAAACCUUUUACUAGAAGUACAUGAAAUAACUAGUUUGCCAUGGUGGGCUGUUAUAAUGCUUACUACAUUAGGUAUUAGAUCUAUUAUUGUAUUUCCUUUGAGUGUUCAUCAAAAUCAAGUUAUGGCAAGGUUGAUGAAUAUAAACGCUGGUUUGGGUGCGAAAGCAACUCAAUUGAAUGAAGAAGUGAAUAUAGCAAGGAGAAUGUAUAACUGGAAUGAGGAACAAGCUAAAAAAGUUUUCAGAAGACAAAUGAAAAAGAUUUAUCAAGACUCUGUGAUACGUGAUAACUGUCAUCCUUUCAAAGCUACACUUCUUGUUUUGAUCCAAGUUCCUGUAUGGAUCUGUUUUUCAGUGUCUCUGAGAAAUUUAACAAUGGCUUCAAGCAUGUUUAAUUCUGGUUUUGAUUCUUUAUAUGCCAGUUUUAAAACUGAAGGUGUUCUAUGGUUCCCUGAUUUAACUUGUCCUGAUCCAAUAUUCAUACCAUUACUACUUUUGCUUGUGAAUGGUUCUCUUAUUGAAAUACAUGCUAUGAGACAAAUUGGAAAAGGAUCUCUUUUUCAAAAAGUUAUGCUCAAUAGUUCCAGAUUAAUUACAAUUAUUGUGGCUUUAGCUGCAUCCAUAAAUCCUUCUUCUGUCACUUUUUACUGGCUUUGUUCAAGCUCAAUUGGUCUUUGUCAAAAUGUGCUCUUAAUGGCUCCCCGAGUUAGGAGUAUUUUAAAUAUACCCAAAACAGGUCAUGAAAGUGCAACACCAUUUUUGGACCUUGCUGCAAAUUUGAGGAAGCGAUUUAAAAUUUGAAUGUUUUGUUUCUCUAGACCUUGGGAAUCCUUUUUUGUUUUUACUUAGUUGUGUAAAUCUAUAUUUAGAAUUUUUUUGAUCAAUUAUUUAUUUGUUACCAUAUUUUAAAUAAAUAUUUCAAAUUUAGUAGAAUUUAUUGAUGGUUUUUGAUACUUGAUUGCCUCAAUUUUA
This is a messenger RNA of Parasteatoda tepidariorum (common house spider), 1521 nucleotides long. RefSeq names its product cytochrome c oxidase assembly protein COX18, mitochondrial. The record is from RefSeq and is a predicted model, not a curated record. Gene Ontology annotation, molecular function: membrane insertase activity. Gene Ontology annotation, cellular component: mitochondrial inner membrane. Lineage: Eukaryota; Metazoa; Arthropoda; Arachnida; Araneae; Theridiidae. Gene Ontology annotation, biological process: mitochondrial respiratory chain complex IV assembly; protein insertion into mitochondrial inner membrane from matrix.